UCCGUCAAAAAGAAGAAGAAAAAAAGCUAGCAAAUUUAUUAAUUUUGCACUACUCAAGUCUCUCGUCUCUAUCUCUCGCUGUCUCGCUCUCGCGCGUCUGAUCCACUCAGCUUAGUAGAGGAUGGAUUCAUCAGCAGCUCUAUUUAAUCAGCUCAAGGCAGCGGAGCCAUUUUUCUUGUUGGCGGGUCCCAAUGUGAUUGAAUCUGAGGAGCAUGUUCUUCGGAUGGCCAAGCACAUAAAGACUAUUGCGUCAAAAGUUGGGUUGCCUCUGGUUUUCAAGUCAAGUUUUGAUAAAGCUAACCGAACAUCCACAAAAUCAUUUCGAGGCCCUGGCAUGAUUGAAGGCUUAAAGAUACUUGAGAAGGUUAAAAUAGCGUAUGAUAUUCCUAUAGUGACUGAUGUGCACGAAACUAUCCAGUGCGAACCAGUUGGCAGAGUUGCAGAUAUUAUUCAAAUUCCAGCAUUCUUAUGCCGGCAGACGGAUCUUCUAGUUGCAGCGGCCAAGACUGGAAAAAUUGUUAAUAUCAAGAAAGGCCAGUUCUGUGCUCCUUCCGUCAUGGUAAAUUCUGCUGAGAAGGUUAGAUUGGCUGGAAAUCCAAAUGUGAUGGUUUGUGAGAGAGGAACCAUGUUUGGUUAUAAUGAUUUGAUUGUUGAUCCUCGCAAUUUGGAAUGGGUGAGAGAAGCCAAUUGUCCUGUUGUAGCUGAUGUCACACACUCAUUACAACAGCCAGCUGGGAAAAAGCUGGAUGGUGGAGGUGUUGCUAGUGGUGGUCUUCGUGAAUUGAUACCAUGCGUUGCAAGGACAGCAGUUGCUGUUGGAGUGGAUGGGCUUUUCUUGGAGGUGCACGAUGAUCCUUUGAAUGCACCAUGUGAUGGCCCAACUCAAUGGCCUUUGCGUCAUUUGGAGGAACUGCUGGAAGAGCUUGUGGCAAUUGCUAGGGUAAGCAAGGGAAAGCAACAAUUCAAGAUUGAUCUCACGCCGAUUCGUGAUUAGAGAGACUAGCACUUCUCUCAAUGGUUAAAGGAUGCAGACCAGAAUCAAACUUAAGAAAAUAUCCAAACAGAGAGAAAUGGAACUACUUAUGUUCUGGUUCAUGAAUCAUGAGGGUUGCUGAGCCUGUAGUACCUGGAAAAAUUAUUAACCAUUGUCUUCGUCUGCGCGUGCACUCAAGUUUUUACAUGGAUUAUCAAAAUGAAAAAUCUUCUUAUCCCAAUAAACCAGGACUUUUAGUCAAGAGUCGGCUUUAAUGAAGCCAAGUCAAGUAGAGCGUUGAAUGUUCAAGUUCAAUUUGUUUAUUUAUUUAUUUAUAGUAUUUUGGAACAUGGGCCAUGUUUGAACUUAUUACUGUGUUAGAUAAUCUAUUUAAACUUGUUUCAUUUA
This is a messenger RNA of Corylus avellana, 1381 nucleotides long. Its product is annotated as 2-dehydro-3-deoxyphosphooctonate aldolase. Gene Ontology annotation, biological process: biosynthetic process. The record is from RefSeq and is a predicted model, not a curated record. NCBI's taxonomy places the organism in Eukaryota, Viridiplantae, Streptophyta, Magnoliopsida, Fagales, Betulaceae. Gene Ontology annotation, molecular function: 3-deoxy-8-phosphooctulonate synthase activity. Gene Ontology annotation, cellular component: cytoplasm.